GUCGGUGCUGGAGUCCGCGGCUCCGCGCAGGCGGCGCCCGCGCCUCCGCUCCCCGGCCAGCCCGCGCGCUCGUCCGCCCGCCCGCCCGCCUGCCGGAGCCGCCUCCCGCCGCCGCCGCCGCCGCCGCUGCCGCCGCAGACUCGGCGGCGCCGCUGCUUGCCCUCCAGUUCUGCCCGUUGCUGCAAAACAGCAAGAGAAAGAAAUCAAGCAGCCACUCCUGUCAUUGACCAGAUAACCCCACUGGGGUCAAUAGACAGACGGAGUUCCCAGGGGGAAAAGCUGCCGACAUCAGAGGAUAAAACACUUUGGACAGCUUUUACCUUAACGCUGACCUGGAAGACUUUGACACCUGGUUACAAGGUAAUUCCUGGACCCCGAGCCGAGGGCUGCACAAGGGAGGAAUAAGGAGAGCUACAUCACUCCCUAUUUUGUCUUUUAAAACUUUUAACCUGUCUUCUCAAAACCUCUUAUUCUCAAACCACCUCCGUAAGGUAUUUUGGACGCCUUCACUAUUUGCCUUCUGUUUUCUAGUCAAACCUGAUUCAUGAAAUGGAACUGAAGCUGAAAAUUCAUCUACUUCUUUGUCUGUGAAUUGGAGACACGACUGGGAUGGUCUUAAGCGCAUACAACUAGACUCCAACUGCAGCUAUGAGUUCAGACGAGAAGGGCAUAUCCCCUGCUCAUAAAACAUCCACUCCAACCCACAGAAGUGCCUCUUCUUCAACACCCUCCCAUAGGGACAGUCGGCAGAGUAUCCACGUCUUGGAGAGGACUGCUUCCUCCAGCACCGAACCCUCUGUAAGUCGGCAGUUGCUAGAACCGGAGCCUGUCCCCCUCUCCAAGGAAGCUGACAGCUGGGAAAUUAUAGAAGGGCUGAAAAUAGGCCAAACCAAUGUCCAGAGACCAGACAAACAUGAAGGCUUUAUGCUGAAGAAAAGAAAAUGGCCUUUAAAAGGCUGGCACAAGCGGUUUUUUGUCCUGGAUAAUGGCAUGUUAAAGUAUUCCAAGGCACCACUCGAUAUUCAAAAGGGGAAGGUCCAUGGAAGCAUUGAUGUUGGACUCUCGGUCAUGUCAAUUAAAAAGAAAGCUCGGAGAAUAGACCUUGACACAGAAGAGCAUAUCUACCAUUUGAAGGUGAAAUCCCAGGACUGGUUUGAUGCAUGGGUCUCCAAAUUGCGCCAUCAUCGAUUGUAUCGGCAGAAUGAAAUUGUCAGAUCACCAAGAGAUGCUAGUUUUCACAUAUUUCCUUCAACCUCCACAGCUGAAUCCUCACCAGCUGCUAAUGUUUCUGUUGUGGAUGGAAAGGUGCAAGCAAACAGCUUUCCAUGGCAGUCCCCUUUACCGUGCAGCAACAGCCUCCCCGCUACCUGCACGACCGGCCAGAGCAAGGUGGCAGCCUGGUUACAGGACUCGGAAGAAAUGGACAGGUGUGCAGAAGACCUUGCACACUGCCAGUCAAACCUUGUGGAACUUAGCAAACUCCUGCAAAAUUUGGAAAUACUUCAGAGAACCCAGUCAGCACCUAACUUUACUGACAUGCAGGCUAACUGUGUAGAUAUUUCAAAGAAAGACAAGCGGGUCACAAGACGAUGGAGAACAAAAAGUGUCAGCAAAGAUACAAAAAUACAACUGCAGGAAGGGCCAUCUGCGAAGGGCCAGUUCAGCACCACUCGGCGCCGGCAGAGGCUAGCAGCAGCAGUGGCUACAACAGUCCCUUUCAGUGCUACCAUGUCGCCAGUUCGCUUGCAUUCCUCCAACCCCAACCUGUGUGCAGAUAUCGAGUUUCAGACUCCCCCUAGUCACCUCACAGACCCUCUGGAAAGCUCAACGGAUUAUACAAAGCUUCAAGAAGAAUUUUGUCUAAUUGCACAGAAAGUGCAUUCUCUUUUGAAGUCUGCAUUUAAUAGCAUAGCUAUAGAGAAGGAGAAGCUUAAGCAAAUAGUUUCGGAACAGGAUCAUAAUAAAGGCCACAGCACACAAGUGGCACGGCUCCGGCAGUCACUGUCUCAGAGUGAAGGAGCAAGCAAAUCCUGGGCACUCAAUCAGAAUGCUGAACUAAGAAGUCGGUUGAACAGAAUACAUUCAGAAUCUAUUAUUUGUGAUCAGGUUGUCAGUGUAAAUAUUAUUCCUAGCCCUGAUGAGGCUGGUGAACAAAUCCAUGUCAGUCUCCCCCUGUCACAGCAGGUAGCCAAUGAAAGCCGCCUGUCCAUGUCAGAGUCUGUCUCCGAGUUCUUUGAUGCCCAGGAGGUGCUGCUCUCUGCAAGUUCGUCAGAGAAUGAGGCUUCAGAUGAUGAGUCUUACAUCAGUGAUGUGAGUGAUAAUAUAUCUGAAGACAACACCAGUGUUGCAGACAACAUUUCUCGGCAAAUCUUGAAUGGGGAGCUUACAGGAGGGGCCUUCCGAAAUGGACGUCGAACAUGCCUUCCAGCUCCCUGUCCUGACACCAGUAACAUUAACCUGUGGAAUAUCUUGAGGAACAACAUUGGUAAAGACUUGUCUAAAGUCUCCAUGCCUGUGGAGCUGAAUGAGCCACUCAACACGCUGCAGCAUCUCUGUGAGGAGAUCGAAUACAGUGAGCUUCUGGACAAGGCUUCAGAAACUGAUGACCCCUAUGAGCGCAUGGUUCUUAUUGCUGCAUUUGCAGUUUCAGGAUAUUGCUCCACCUAUUUCAGAGCAGGAAGUAAGCCAUUCAACCCUGUCCUCGGGGAGACUUACGAAUGCAUUAGAGAGGACAAGGGAUUCCGAUUUUUCUCAGAACAGGUUAGCCACCAUCCACCCAUUUCUGCCUGUCACUGUGAAUCCAAGAAUUUUGUGUUUUGGCAAGAUAUCAGAUGGAAAAACAAGUUCUGGGGGAAGUCGAUGGAAAUCCUGCCUGUUGGAACAUUGAAUGUCAUGCUUCCCAGGUAUGGAGAUUGCUAUGUAUGGAAUAAAGUCACCACAUGUAUACAUAAUAUUCUCAGUGGGAGGAGGUGGAUAGAGCAUUAUGGAGAAGUAACCAUUAGAAAUACCAAAAGCAGUGUUUGCAUUUGCAAACUCACAUUUGUUAAGGUGAAUUAUUGGAAUUCUAAUGUGAAUGAAGUCCAGGGGGUUGUAAUGGAUCAGGAGGGGAAGGUGGUGCACCGGCUAUUUGGGAAGUGGCAUGAAGGGCUCUUCUGUGGCGUGGCCCCUUCUGCCAAGUGCAUCUGGAGACCAGGUUCCAUGCCAACCAACUAUGAACUCUACUAUGGUUUCACAAGGUUUGCUAUUGAGCUCAAUGAGUUAGAUCCUGUGCUGAAAGAUCUCCUUCCACCAACAGACGCCCGGUUCCGGCCAGAUCAGAGGUUUUUGGAAGAAGGAAAUUUAGAAGCUGCGGCAGCAGAGAAACAAAGAGUAGAGGAGCUGCAGAGAUCACGCAGGCGCUACAUGGAAGAAAACAACCUUGAACAUAUACCAAAAUUUUUUAAAAAAGUUAUUGAUGCCAAUCAAAGAGAAGCCUGGGUUUCUAAUGAUACCUACUGGGAGCUGCGAAAGGACCCUGGGUUUAGCAAAGUAGACAGUCCUGUUCUUUGGUAAACUGGGAAUGUAGAGCUAGCCAACAUAUCACGCUCUGAAUGAAUAAAUAACUAUGCACAAUUAUGUUUCCUAGAGCUCCGCGUGGUUUCUGGGUCGACUGAAAACCGACCAUUUGCUUUUCUAUUCAUCUUUAUAAUGGACUUUCAGAAGUGCAUUAGACAAGGCCCCUAACCACUUUUGGAUCCUUUCUGUUUUGCUGCAACCAUAUCCCUUAAAAAACAUCCACGCCCUCCUUGAAAAGCAGAAAAAAAGGAGCAGAAUAUAAAAUCCAAAGUCUGAAGUGUCUGUGAAGAAAACAAACUGUAACUGGUGCUUAAAGCUGAUCCAGAGAGUUAAAAGCAACAUGACGUCUAAACCACGCGUUUGGUCCUUUGUCUGGAAGCACCAUCCCGUCCUCAGAGAAGCUCCCGGGCCAUGGCAGCUGGUCAGCUCAGACUUCGAGUGUGUCUAUUUGAUGUGGUGUACUUGUGCUGACCUUGUCAAAAAAGAUGUGAUACUUCUCAGAACCUGUUCCAUCUGUACGCCAUUGUUCAUGCCUUAAGAAAUGCAAAGAUGUACAAUAAAUCAUUUUUUAAAUGUGUGCUCCUAGGUUUAUGUGAAGGACAGCUCUUUUGAAUCAUGGCAUGAUUCACUUUCUGGGAUCAGAACAAUUAGGAGACUAACACAUGGAUUUUUGCAAAGUAAACGACACAUGCUUUACUUUGAUCUGUCGGCUACUGUAUCAUAUAUCCGAAGGGCAAGAAGGAAAAGGUGUGCUCAGUAGAUCUCUGUAUUCACAUUGCUCGUCAAGUUCCUGUCCUGCCACCCGAUAAUAAACCCUCUUCGACCUAACCUCACAGUGUGCCCUGUUAUUUGGCAAUAUCUGUAUUUGAUUUGAAUACUUGGCAUCAGUGUUAAAACCCUAGAAGGAAUAACAAAAAGCAUGUGGAAUUUUGUGUGGGCUUAGGAGUUACUGUAAACAUAAACUGUUUCUGAGUGGAGCACAAUGUAACCCCCAUGUCGAGCUUGUGCCCAGCCCAUUGGCACCGAGUGGAAACCUGCUGGGAAUAGAAGCAAGAAUACUAGGGGCUUAGUUGCAUUGUUUCAAUGAGUUCUAUGCAAAAUCAUACUUUAUAUUUUCAUCCAGUGAUUCUGUGUAAUACAUAAUGACAUAUUAGGCAUCUAUCUUGCCUUUGGCAGAGAUAGAAAACAAGCUCAAGAGUUUAUCCUUCCCAACAAGAGGGCGGGGGAGGGAGGAGGGAGGGGCAGAAAUUCGCUUUGCAUACUUCAGGAUUUGGGUUUUUUCCCAGUAUUCAGAGGCUUUUGUAAGAAACUUGCAUCAGUGUUCCUGAGUUUCUGCAUGUAGAUGACUAUAUAAAUGCCUGUAUGUUUAAAAAAAAAAUCUCUUUAGAGAUUUUCCUAGAGAAUUAUAAAAUUACAUAUAUUUUAUUCUUAGAGUCUUACCAUCGGAUUUUAAGUGUUACUUUAAACUCUGAUAACAAGGUUAUUGACAUUUUACAUUUUGUUAUGAGGUAUUGAUUGUAGUGUUCUUUCUCCUCAGCAGAGCAUUCUCCAUAAUCCACUCUCAAACCAGAACUGCCACGGAGAACAGAAGGAAACACUCUGGAGUCUCCACUAGGUGGAGCCGUGUUUUAGUUCUGAAAUCCCUCCUUCCAUCUGAGUGCCUGUAUCCUGUGUACCCUAUGGUUUUAAGUGAAAUUUCCUUCUCAAGGGCGCCUGGGUGGCUCAGCUGGUUAUGAGCCAGGUCAUACUUCGGCUCAGGUCAUGAUCUCGUGGUCCAUGAGUUCGAACCCCGUGUAGGGCUCUAUGCUGACAGCUCAGAACCUGGAGCCUGCUUCAGUUUCUGUUUCCCUUUCUCUGCCCCUCCCCAACUUGUGCACAUGCGCUCUCUCUCUCUCUCAAAAAAUAAAUAAACAUAAAAAGUGUAAUUUCCUUCUCAAGUAAACUCCCUAAUCCAUCACCAGUUGUAUGCAUCCCACUGAAGCAACACCCUCCCUAGGAUUCUCAAUGCCUUUCAUUCCCAUUUUAAAUCUAUAGGUGGCUUGCCUCGAGAUAGUCAAAUUCUUCCCUUGUUAUUGAUUCUUUUGCUACGCAUUCAUCUUGACGUCUUUUUAUCAGCAUCCCAAGCUACAUGCCUUUCAUUUUAAUUAAAACAUAAUUAGAAUCGGUUGUCUUCCCCAUAGGAGUCUGUUCACCCACAGUUGGUAAAGCUUUAAAUACCAUUUAAAGUGGUUCUGGUCUGUACUUACUAGCACUUUCCUGAAUAGUCUCAAAAUAUUUAGCCUAAAAAUAAGAAGAGAAUUCUGCAAAGCAAAUACACUGCAAAUAGAGAAGUAGGAAGAUGAGGUGUGACUGUGGAUGUAUCCGUUCACGCAGCUGCAAGAGGACUCAGGACCCACCAGGGAAGUGACUGCUGUAACCUAGCAUUCAGGCUGUAACUGAGAAGAAGAAUAACCACCAGAGAGGACCUUCACUAGAUAAUAAGUUCAGGCUACAAAUCAGAUAGGUAAAUGUUCAUCAGAGCUAACCUGAAAAGCACAACAAUGUAUAAUAACACCUUGCAUUGAGAAUCUCUUUAGAGAUUCAGAUAUCCUUAAACUCCCAAUUCAAGUGAUCAAUUCAAUUUCAGUUAAUAUUCCUGUAAUGCCUCAUUCACAAAUCUCCCUAUUAAAUGUUCAUGCUGAUGUAAUGGCCUCACUCCUCCCGCCCCCACUUUUUUUUUUUUUUUUUUUUUUUUACUUUUUACUAAUACCAUGGUUUUAGAAUUGUGAGAUACAUUCAGUCUGGAAUUUUCAUCUGCAUAAUUUGGGGCUUUUGAGACUAGUUUAAAAUGCAAAAGGAGAGAAUAGAUCAUUCCUGAUGUACCCUGACUUAUUUCUUAGAAUUUUAUAUAAGCCUUUUGUGUUUCAAGGGUACUUUUCUUACUUGUUUUUCCCUAAAACAAUCUAAAAUAGAGGAAGACUUAAUAUAUCUUUAUACCUCCCCUGCGAUUUAUUCAUAAGCUUCUUCAUCUUUUUGAGCUGGUCAUCAAGGAAAGCAGUAAUAAGUGAUGAUGGUCCUGUGGAUGCAGCUAGACUGAACAGAUCAAUGGCACACGCCAGCACUCAGAGGCCGACUAGAAACUAAUUAUUUUGCUCCCAUAUGCUGCCACCCAGGGUGCAAAUUUACUCUCAGAUUUUGCUGUUAUUGUUUUUUUUUUAAAUUAAGUCAUUGUUUUUCAUGGGUUACUUAAAAAUACCGCAUGAUUUCCAGGCAGUUGUAAAAAUAAAACUCAAUUUAAGAUACCUUUUAAUAUUACCUAUCAAUUUAUAUGUGACAUAAAAACUACCAAAUCUAUUUUCUGAGUGAGAGGUACCAAGGGGUCGUCAAUACACAGGAUGCCUGGUUGUUGAUUUUCCAUACCUUUUGUUCCUCUUCAUUAUUCUGGUCCCCGUGCCUUUCAGCAGUCCCACUAAUCAAUCAUUAGCUCCUGCCCCAAAGAGCACUUGGAGGGCAGGGGUUAAAGAAGAAACUGAUCAGCGGUUUGCUUAGUUCUGGUUACAGCUGUGGCUGGAGAUGACUUUAUAAUACUAAUCUAAUGUAAAAAUUUGUUAUUACAGAAAUUAAUUAUCCAUCUUGUCUAAUCUUGUUCCCUAUCAUCCUAGAUAAUGAAGUGUUUGUGGGAGUAGAGCUCCUCACACACCAGAGGGUGUAAUAAAUGUUUGCACUUGGCUCAAGUUGUUAUAUAAUGAAUGUGGCACAGUAAAUAGAGUUUGUGUACAAAAUACUAGUUUAUUUCUAUGGGAGCCAUUCUGUUCAGGAUAUAUAUAAUGUAUCUAAUUAAACAAUUAUGAAUCUA
This is a messenger RNA of Neofelis nebulosa (Clouded leopard), 7390 nucleotides long. RefSeq names its product oxysterol binding protein like 6 (gene OSBPL6). Gene Ontology annotation, cellular component: perinuclear endoplasmic reticulum; intracellular membrane-bounded organelle; plasma membrane. The coding region runs from base 649 to 3552 and encodes 967 amino acids. The record is from RefSeq and is a predicted model, not a curated record. Lineage: Eukaryota; Metazoa; Chordata; Mammalia; Carnivora; Felidae. The transcript has 28 exons. Gene Ontology annotation, molecular function: cholesterol binding.